AUGUUUGUCUCGACGCAAGUGUUCAAACAUUUGAGACAAUGCUCUCAAACCAUACUCCGGCGCACCGGUAGCCCGCUAUCGGCCGCAUACCGGCGCCAACUGUCGUGCUGUACUCAGGCGGCCCCUCUAAACGAGGACACCCUCGCCGUUCAGAGCCAACUGCCGGCGCCGUUGACUCAGUUAACCACCGACGAGGAGGCGAUGCGAGACAUAGUGCGGCGAUUGGCCGACGAGAAGGUGCGACCACUCGUCCGCCAGAUGGACGAGUCGGCAGUCAUGGACCAGUCGGUGAUCGACGCCCUGUUCGCCAACGGACUCAUGUCCGUCAACAUCGACACGGCCUACGGGGGGACGGGAGGCAACACCUUCUCCCUAAUGGUGGUCAUCGAGGAGUUGGCCAAAGCCUGCGCCUCCGUCUCGGCGUUCGUUGGCAUUCACUCGACACUCGCCGUCCAGACGCUCAUCUCGUUCGGCACCGACGACCAGAAGCGCCGAUACCUCCCGGUGUUGGCCCAGCGAAGCGCCGGCAGUUUCUGCAUCUCUGAGCCGAACGCCGGGUCCGACGCCUUCGCCCUGAAGACUACCGCCACCCGAGAGGGCGACCAUUGGGUGAUCAAUGGGGCCAAGAGUUGGAUCACAAACGCCAAGGAGGCGCAGGUGUUUGUGGUGUUCGCCAACGCCGACCCCCGGGCCGGCCACCGCGGAAUCACCUGUUUUAUCGUCGACCGGCACACCCCGGGGCUCACUGUCGAGCGCCCGGAGAACAAGCUGGGCAUCCGUUGCUCGUCCACCUGUCCGGUGACGCUCGACGGCGUACGGGUGCCCGAGUGCAAUGUGGUCGGGCAGGUGGGCCAGGGCUACAAAUACGCCAUACAGACGCUGAAUGUCGGCCGCAUUGGUAUCGCCGCCCAAAUGCUGGGGCUGGCGGAGGGGUGUUUCCAGGAGGCCGUCCGAUACACGUUUGAUAGGAAACAGUUCGGGCGCCGGAUCUUCGACUUCCAGGCCCUCCAGCACCAGAUCAGUCGCGCGGCCACUGAGAUCGAGUCGGCCCGCCUCCUGGUGUACAACUCGGCCCGACUCAGGGACGCGGGUAUGCCGUUCGUGAAGGAGGCCUCGAUGGCCAAGUACUACGCCAGCGAAGUGGCCACCCGUACCACCAGUAAGGCCGUGGAGUGGUUGGGUGGGGUGGGCUUCACGAAG
Messenger RNA from Oppiella nova, 1200 nucleotides. NCBI's taxonomy places the organism in Eukaryota, Metazoa, Arthropoda, Arachnida, Sarcoptiformes, Oppiidae. The record is from the annotation of a GenBank genome assembly.